Molecule: messenger RNA, 981 nt
Organism: Ruditapes philippinarum (Manila clam)
Lineage: Eukaryota; Metazoa; Mollusca; Bivalvia; Venerida; Veneridae
Exons: 3
Coding region: 76-885 (269 amino acids)
Molecular function (GO): protein binding
Source: RefSeq, a predicted model, not a curated record
GCUAUUUAAGACAGAUUAUUACUUACAGGCCGAAAUUAUAACUCUUUCCCCAUUUUAUGUAAAUAUCACAAAAAGAUGAUUUUGUUUAUCUUGUUUCUUUGUUUCGUUUCAAAGAAUGUUAAUGGGGAAGAUUUAAAGGAAAUGAAAAAUCUGCAGUCAAUUUUAAAAGAGUUGGAAACGAUGAAAACAAUGCACAAAGAGAUCGAUUAUUUAAAAGAACGUACGCUGGCAUUGGAAAAGCAGAAUAAACAGCUUAACCAAAAAAUUGAAAAGCUGGAAAUUUGGUGUGCUGCGAAAACUGAAAAGGAUGACGUGAUAACAUUAAAUUCCGGAACGCCGGUAAAUACAACGAAUACUCACAACAAUGCUUUUAAACCAUCACCUGAAUCAACCAAAGAAAUUUCUCGUCGGCAAACUCGUAACAAAAGCAAAACCAGCUACUUAGGGCAGCGUGCAUUAGCACGGCGGUCUCUUACACCUCAUGUAGCUUUUACAGUCGGAGUAUCGGUUGAUAAUCUUCAUAAUUUAGGUGAUCAUCAAACAAUCAUAUUCGAUCGUGUUAUCACAAAUAUUGGCAAUGCUUACCAAAAAUAUACUGGAAUUUUCACUGUCCCAGUUAAGGGUGCUUAUGUUAUAACAUUAACAAUGACAGUGGAACCCGAAAAAGUUCAAUGGCUGGAUUUAGUGGUUGACGGUGUAACCAUAAACUUCAUAACUGCCGGAAUUGGAAGCACUAACAAUUACGCUUCUUCAACGAAACAAUGGAUCCUUGACCUAACAACUGGAUCAGAAGUGUGGGUUAGGAAGGCUGGUCCGAUAUAUUACAAGGACCUCCACGGAAGUAUGAAUACUAUUAUGUCCGGUUUUCUCCUAUUUCAAAUAUAACAGUUUUCUUUAGUACAUGUAAAGUGAUGAAAUUGUAACUUCAUUUUUAAACAAGUAAAGGAAAGUGUAUCAUUUUUCUUAAUAUGUCGAUCUGUU